AACCAGCUCAGUGUAAGCUGUCAAGAGAACUGUCGCAAGGAGCAUCCUAAGCACAAAAUCUUGACAUUGGAAAGACCGCUUACCAUUUCAUCUCACCAAUAUGCACCCAAUUGGAAUCACUCGCCGACGGUCACCAGCUUCAGUGUAUCCCUCUUUAUGAUCCCACAGCUUCUCCACCCCAAACCAGCAUAGUUGGUAGCCUUCUUACUCCAGCAAAAAAGCAGAGAGAGAGAGAGAGAGAGAGAGUAAUGUCUUCCUCUGAGUCUGAGAGCAGUCAGCAAGGGAGGCAUCAGGAGGUCGGGCACAAGAGCCUUCUUCAGAGCGACGCCCUCUAUCAGUACAUGCUGGAGACCACCGUUUACCCUCGCGAGCCCGAAUGCAUGAAAGAACUCCGCGAGAUCACCGCCGAUCACCCUUGGAAUAUUAUGACAACCUCGGCUGACGAAGGGCAGUUCUUGAACAUGCUGCUCAAGCUCAUUAACGCCAAGAACACCAUGGAGAUCGGCGUGUACACCGGCUAUUCCCUCCUCGCCACCGCCCUCGCCCUCCCCGACGAUGGCAAGAUACUGGCCAUGGACAUCAACCGGGAGAACUACGAGCUUGGUCUGCCGGUGAUCGAGAAGGCCGGCGUCGCCCACAAGAUCGACUUCCGCGAAGGCCCGGCCCUCCCUGUUCUCGAUCUACUGCUUGAAGAUGAGAAGAAGCAGGGGAGCUUCGACUUCGUGUUCGUGGACGCCGACAAGGACAACUACCUCAACUACCACAAGCGGCUGCUGGAGCUGGUGAAGGUGGGCGGCGUGAUCGCGUACGACAACACGCUCUGGAACGGGUCCGUGGUGGCGCCGCCGGACGCGCCGCUGCGCAAGUACGUCCGCUACUACCGCGACUUCGUGCUGCACCUCAACAGGGCUCUCGCCGCCGACCCCCGCAUCGAGAUCUGCCAACUCCCUGUCGGCGACGGCGUCACCCUCUGCCGGAGGAUCAAAUGAUCACGGCAAUCUAUGUACAUCUCCCAUCUCUCCCCAUUAAUUUGUUCUAAUUAAUGUCAUCAUCAUCAUCAAAUGUCAACCGCAUGACAUUUUUCCUGCUACAAUCGUAGCUGAGAGAGAAGAACUAUGCCAUGUAAAUUAAAUUUCAGCAAUAUGAGUUUGACUGUUGGACUUU
Musa acuminata AAA Group (dessert banana) is the source of this 1164-nucleotide messenger RNA. RefSeq names its product caffeoyl-CoA O-methyltransferase-like. The record is from RefSeq and is a predicted model, not a curated record. The coding region runs from base 249 to 989 and encodes 246 amino acids. NCBI's taxonomy places the organism in Eukaryota, Viridiplantae, Streptophyta, Magnoliopsida, Zingiberales, Musaceae. Gene Ontology annotation, molecular function: O-methyltransferase activity; S-adenosylmethionine-dependent methyltransferase activity. The transcript is spliced from 5 exons.